AUGAUAAAAUCAGAUCCACCGUCGUCGAAUAAUUUCGACCGACCGAAAUUAUUACUCUUCAAAUUUCUAGCUCAUCAGAUUCAUCCAUUUGCUUAUGCAGUAAAUACAUUCCUUCAGCCAGCCUUAGAUGAGUGUAUUGUAUUAAUGCAUAGCAAUCCGCAAGAUACAUUUAACGUUUUAUUAUCACUUUCGCAAACAUUUACUCGAUUUGCACCUGAAUCAGAAUUGAUAUAUGAUGAUAUUCAACAAUUUGCAAUUCAACUCAAAGAUGCAAUUGAUCAAUGUUUCACAUGGCUUGAUCCCAAUACGAUUCGACAAACAUCACAAUUACUUGAAUCGGCUCAUCGAAGUCUUUUAGCAAUCAUUGAACAAAAACAUGUUGAAAGCACAACUUAUACAGAUAUGUAUAAAAAUAUGUCAGCUGUAUUGACAAAUCUUGAAAAGAUUAAUUCGUUGCCAAUGGAAAUGCAAUCCAUAUCAAUAGACAAACUGGUUACAGGUCAGCAACCAAUUAAACAAGAACCAAAACGCGAUGUCAUCGAACGAACAGAUCCAUUUUUUCCGAAUGGGCAUUCAAAUAGAAAUAUCAAUAGUCUUCCAAAUCGAACACCAAUGAUUACACCACCACCUGGAAUGCUGCCAAAACAAAUCGAGAAACCUACGAUAGGUUUACCACCUCCACAAAUGACAGCUCAACCGGAAUCAUACAUAUCAUCACAAAAUUCAAUUUCAUCAUCCUAUCAGAAUGAGUAUGAAAUCAUCGAUACAAAUAAACAGCCUAUAAAAAAACCAGUAGCAGCUGUAGCUUCUUUUCCACCACGUCAAAAUGCAUCACUUUUUACUUCAAUCAACUCAACUCAUGAAAAACCUACUACUACAUCAAAACCGGAUAUUGCCAAUGAUCAUGGUUCAUCUACAUUAUUAAAUAAAGCCACAAAAAAUGAUCAUACGUCUUUUCAACCAAAAUUCAACAUCAACAUUAAACAUGACAUUAUCAAUCAUCAACAAGAACGAGAUACACCUAUUUCUAUAUGUUUCAGUGAGCGUAGUGCCUCUUUAAAUAAUACACUGGGAUCACCAAGAACAUUAGUAACACCUGCUAUUUCAUCUAGUCAUGAAAAUCAGGAUUAUGCAACCAACGGACAAUAUUAUCCAAAUUCUCAUUUUUCAGGUUCCACGAGCUCCAAUACUAAAUUACAUAUUGAUCAAACGAAAAUACAAACACCUCUUUAUAUCACUGAUGAAUAUAUUCAAGAAUUUGGAAAUAAACAAAAUCGACCCAUUUUACGUGGUGAACUCUAUAUGACAUAUGGUAAGCCACAAAGUGGUCCCCAAGCAACUUGUUUACCAAUUGGUGUUGGCUUAUCAUAUGAUGAACAGACAUUAUUUUCAUGUGAUGUACACCGAAGUGCUCAAACUGUUCGGUUAUUCGAUAUUCAAACAGGACUAUUGAAACAUACAAUUUCAAGUAACCAGCAAAUGAAAUUUCAUCGUCCAGGUGCUGUUAUGAGUAAUUCACGUAAUAAUAUCUUAAUUGUUGAACGAGACUCUAUUUAUAUAACGGAGCCUGAUGGUCGUUUAAUACAAACACUUAGUCACCGAUCUAUUAAACAAUUAUAUGGUAUUGCUUUAUAUCGUGAUCGAUAUAUAUUAACAAUUGACUCAAAAGGAAUCGAUAAUCAAUCAGCUGAAAAUUGUCGUGUACUUCUAUUUGAUCCAAGCAGUGGCCAAUUAGUUUGUGAACAAAAUAUUUCAAUUAAUCGUCAACCGGAAAAUAUUCUCCGUCAACAAUAUAUGAAUAAUAUCCAAGGAAGAGUCUUACCGGAAACAACUAGUAAACCAAGAUUUAUUGCAGUACAUAAUGAUGAUAUUUAUAUCGCCGAUCUUGGUCGUAGUUUAAUUUAUGGAACAAAACUUCGAAAUCAAUUUGAAUUAACUGCUACAAGUGUUUUUGGUGGUCAGGGACGCGCAAAUGGAGAAAUGAUAGAUCCAUCAGGUUUAUUUAUUGAUUCAGGUGGCAAUAUUAUUAGUGCUGAUAGUAAAAAUGAUCGUAUUCAAUUAUUCGCAUCGGAUGGUGCAUAUAAAACAACAUUUAAAUUAAAUGAACGUAUAAAACGUCCAUCGGGUAUAUGUGCAAAUCGUGCUGGAACACAAUUUUAUGUAUCAUGUUAUUUGGCUGGUUGUGUUCGAGCAUUUGAUAUUGAAUAUUAA
Messenger RNA from Rotaria socialis, 2211 nucleotides. The record is from the annotation of a GenBank genome assembly. NCBI's taxonomy places the organism in Eukaryota, Metazoa, Rotifera, Eurotatoria, Philodinida, Philodinidae.